This is a messenger RNA of Acyrthosiphon pisum (pea aphid), 3112 nucleotides long. RefSeq names its product eukaryotic translation initiation factor 4B (gene eIF4B). Gene Ontology annotation, molecular function: RNA binding. Bases 241 to 2298 code for a protein of 685 amino acids. Lineage: Eukaryota; Metazoa; Arthropoda; Insecta; Hemiptera; Aphididae. The transcript is spliced from 12 exons. The record is from RefSeq and is a predicted model, not a curated record.
CCUGUGCGUCACAUACACACCGACGUCCGCACUUCGUAACCGCCUCGUUCAUUUUCAUCUCACACGGCGUUGACGGUGUAUUGCCAUAGCCGUUCGAACGAGAAAACUCGGUAAGAACGCGUCCUCACGAGUUCGUAUCGUUUUGCGGAAGCAGACGGCGCCGUCCAACCCGGGAGUCUACCAUUCGUCAACCGAUCCGCCGUACACUACACGUCGUCCGCACAACCAGAGCAAACAAUCAUGUCGAGCAAAAAGAAUAAAAAGCAGAAGUGGAUAUCGAUAGAAACAGAAGUUAUUUCAAUUGCUAGUGGAACAUGCUGGGCAGAUGAAGCAGAAAAAGAACAUAAUGGAAAACAUGGAUUUGCUGGCUUUGGAUUUGAACCUAAGCCAUUAAACCUUCCUAAGGCACCAAGAGCAGCAUGUGAAUCUAUUAUAGAUGAAAGCACUGUGCCUCAAGAAGGUCCAUUCUUGGUUCAUAUGUCAAAUUUGCAGUUUGAAAUUGAUGAAGAUGAUAUCACAAAUUAUUUUAAAGGACUCAAGAUAAACAACAUAAAAUUACCACGCAAUGACAAUGGACGUAAUAAAGGAUUUGGAUAUGUGGAGUUUGAAGAGCGAAAAGAACUUAUUACUGCACUUGGAAUGGAAAAUUUGAUUCGUGGACGUCGUGUACGAGUUGAACUUGCCAGUGGAAUGCAAGAUUCUAGAAAUGCUUUUCAAAGAGGCAGUCGCAUGGGUAUGGAUUUUCCUGGUGGCGAUGAACCUGGUGAUUGGAGAUCGACUAACCGAACUUCAACUACAACUGAUGACAGAGGAGGAUUUACUAGGCGACGAGAUGGUGGUGCUUUUGAUAAAGACCAUGAUAGUGAACGAGAUAAUGGUCCUUGGAGAAGUGCCAGGUGUAAUGUUGAUGAUGAUGUGGCACGUAAACCAUUUAGUGGUCGUUUUGAUGAUUCUGAAAGUGGAAGAAGACCUUUUAGUGAUCGGCGAAGUGAUGACUCCGAGGGCGGAAGAAGACCUUUUGGUGAUCGUCGAGGAGAUGAUUCUGAAGGUGGUAGAAGACCAUUUGGUGAUCGUCGAGGAGAUGAUUCUGAGAGCGGUAGAAGACCAUUUGGUGAUCGUCGAGGAGAUGACUCUGAUAGUGGUAGAAGACCAUUUGGUGAUCGUCGUUAUGAUGAUUCUGACAGCGGAAGAAGACCUUUUGGUGAGCGCCGUGAUGAUGUUGAGGGUGGACGAAAACCAUUUGGUGAAUCUAGAAGAGGAUUUGGUUUCAAUAAACGAGAUGAUGAAUUACCCGAAAUUGCUGGAGAGAAUACUUCAGCGCCUCAAGAACGUCCAAAGCUCAUACUCAAACCAAAGACUGUUGAUCCUGAUGCACCUAAGACUGAAGCACCUAGCUAUGUAGCUGCACCAUCUAUAUUUGGUGGAGCUAAACCUGUAGACACGGCAGCUAAAGAAAGAGAAAUUGAAGAGAAACUUUUAGCCAAAAAUGAAUCCAAACCCCAACCAGAAUUAUCUAAACCUCAAACAGAACUGUCUGGUGCUUCUUCAGAAACCAGUUUAAAUGAGACUUCUGAUAAUAAGUGUCAAGAAGAAACAGAAGUCAAGCCACCACCUCAGCCUAAACCAGUUGAAACAUGGAGGCGCAGGAGCCCACGUCGACAAAGUGAUGAUGAUCGUGUACCUCGGCGAAGAGUUUCUCCUGAACGUAACCCUAGAUAUGAAGAAGCUCCACUUCCACGAGAAAAUGCUUGGGAAAAACAUUCUCUAAUUAAAGAAUCCUUGUCUUCCGAAGAAACUACUGUGUGCAAUGGAACCCCGUCAAUAGUGGAAGAUGAAAAACCGAGACCAAACGUUUACAUUCCACCAAAUCUUCGUAAAAAAACUCCUUUAGGUGAAGAAACUGUAGUAAUAGGUACAGAAGAAUCUGAACCUAUUAGAGUUGAAACUGUCCCUGAUUUAGAUAAAAAUAUACCCGAUAGAGCAGCUGAUGGGUCAGAAAUUAUUGAAUCCAUAGUUGUAGAAGCGCCAAUCGAUGUUAGAACUGACCCUGAUGGGCAAUCUAGUGAACCUGAUGUAGUGAAAGAUCAACCAGUUACCGAAGAAGAUACAAAUGAUUCUGGAUUUAUUGAAUGUGGAAAAAAUAGUUCUGAUAAAUAUAAAUCAAAAAAGAAGCCUAAAGUCAUAAAAAAAUUACCAGAAAUAGAAGUUAAAAAGAAAGAUCCUGUUAUAACCAAGGAACUGAAGAAAUCUACUAGUAAUAAAUUUGCUGCACUUCUUGAUGAUGGUUCCAAUGAAUAGAAAAUACAAUUCAUGUUUAAUAUUAUUUUUUAAUUAUUUUUCAUUAAAUUGUUAUACUACUUAUUUUUAAGAAUAUAUAUAUAUAUAUAUAUAUAUACAUAGAGAAAGAUAGAGCUCUUAUACUAUGUAAAAUUCAAGACAGCCAACUUCUAUCUUUCUUUAUAAUCUCAUUAUUAUGUUAUAUUCAUUACAUUAAUGUCUGAAAAAAGCGUUUAAUAGUAAAUGUAAUUUUAUCGUAUGUUACACAUUUUAAGUUACAGUGAACGUGACUUGACGUCUGUUGUUACACUACAUCCAUACAAAUUUAAAGUGAUACAAAUUAAGAAUUUCAUCUUAACUUAACUGUUGAAUCAUUUUUUUUUUAAAGUUUUGUGGCUUGCACAAUUAUAUGCCACAGUACAAAUACGUUUUUUUUUUGUGAUUUAAAUUUAUUUAUUUAUUUUGCAAUUUGUCGUCUAAACAAUUCAUAAGACUGCUUACUUGAAUAAGUGAAUUAUAAUUUUUUUUGUAUUUAUAUAUAUAAAUAUUAGGUAUUAUGAUAACAGACGCUCAUUAUUUAUGUUAACAAGACUUUGACCAAGGACAAGCCACUGCCAAGUUUUCUUUUAGCAUCUUAAUUUGUGAACAUUUUUAAAUUUUGUUUGUGAUUUGUGUAUCAACAGACUAUUACAUAAUUAUUGGAUUUUAACUAAUAAAUAUAUCUAUUAUAUUAUAUAUUAUAUUCAUAAAUUAAGUAAGUAUUAUAAUUUAUAAAAGAAAUAUUAGAUAUAAUUGUACAUUUUGUCUCUUGAACGUAUGCAGUCUUGUGAUGUAU